Messenger RNA from Coregonus clupeaformis (lake whitefish), 1075 nucleotides. Its product is annotated as neuropeptide-like protein C4orf48 homolog. The transcript has 5 exons. The coding region runs from base 210 to 482 and encodes 90 amino acids. Lineage: Eukaryota; Metazoa; Chordata; Actinopteri; Salmoniformes; Salmonidae. The record is from RefSeq and is a predicted model, not a curated record.
UCCCGAGCAAGAGUUUUAGCUUCACUGGAGGCGACAAACUCGAAAAACACAACCGUAUAUUGUCGAUAACUGAAACGGAGGGACAAUCCGUUCGCCGAAUUUACAGCGGAUUUUACACGCAUGCACUUUCUGCCCUUCGAAUUCAUAUUCAACAGAAUCGUCUCUUCAUUAUCGCACACAGUCUUUCUUUUGACAUCCUGCACCGCAGUAUGGCAUCGAGUAGCUAUAUGAAAGCGGUGAUGCUGCUAUUAGCGGUGCAGCUCCUGUCUUUUAGGACAGGUUUUGGCGAGCAGGAGACAGGGACGGUAAUUCCUGCCGAAAGUCGUCCCUGUGUGGACUGUCAUGCAUUUGAAUUCAUGCAGAGGGCACUGCAUGACCUCAAGAAGACUGCUUUCAACCUCGAUGCCCAGACUGAGACCCUGGUGUUGAGGGCAGAGAGGCGAGCCCUGUGUGACUGCAUGCCCACUAAUACCCUGCGCUGAGGGGAGUAGUGAUGUGCCCUCACCAUGGCAACCAACUCCACACCCACAAUGACCGGACACCUUUAACCUACUACAAACAACACCUGGACUAGACAGAUGCCUCUCUGAGCCUCCUUCUAUGGAAUAUUGUAAAAAAAAUAUUCUAAUAAUUUCAUUUGUACAACAUGCACUUUAUUUUCUUUGCUAACAUAUCAGCAUUUAUAUUGCAGUGGUUUAAUUGUAAUUUGAUUAUAAUAUUUUAUUUGAUGAGUUCAGAAAAUCAGCAAUGCGUAACUAUGUCAUGUAGGGCAAAGCCAACAACAACUCAUGUCCCUCUUGGUCAUAUGUGAGGUUUUGAAACACAUAUCUAGAUCAUUUUUACAUAUCUAGAUCAUUCUAGGCCUUCUUUUGGCCAGCUAAUAGCCUAACCACCGAUAAAGCAACAUUAUGGACUAAACAUUAAAAUCCUGUUGUGCGGGAUUAUUUUUGCUGUGACAGUACCAGUCAAAUUAAGAUCGUACAUCUGUAAGGAUGUCACGCCCUGGUUCUGGGGACUCUUAAAUGUUGAGCCAGGGUGUGGAUGUUCUAUGUUAUAUUUUCUAUGUUUGUUGUUC